Molecule: messenger RNA, 873 nt
Organism: Nymphalis io (European peacock)
Lineage: Eukaryota; Metazoa; Arthropoda; Insecta; Lepidoptera; Nymphalidae
Product: short stature homeobox protein 2-like
Exons: 5
Coding region: 1-873 (290 amino acids)
Biological process (GO): regulation of transcription by RNA polymerase II
Cellular component (GO): nucleus
Molecular function (GO): DNA-binding transcription factor activity, RNA polymerase II-specific; sequence-specific double-stranded DNA binding
Source: RefSeq, a predicted model, not a curated record
AUGGUGAUGGAGCGGCUGGCGGACUUCGUCAGCAAGUCGCUGGAAGGUGGCGAAGCGCCUGCACCACCUCCAGAGCCCGGGGAUUCUGAUGACAUCGACGAGGAGGUGGAUAUUACUGCGUUAGAAGAAAAGGCACCACCGGCGAAAAGACCCAGAAACUGGCUUGUUUCCCCCGUGCCUCUGCAGAACUACAAGAGGGAGGAAGAUGAUGAUGACCAUAAACACGAUUUCACUGACAAGUCAAACGGCGGAAGCAACAAUGGUACUGGUGGUGGGAAACAGCGGCGAUCGCGGACGAACUUCACGCUGGAACAGCUCGGUGAAUUAGAGAGACUAUUCGAUGAGACGCACUAUCCUGAUGCGUUCAUGCGCGAGGAGCUCAGCCAACGCCUCGGUCUCAGUGAAGCAAGAGUUCAGGUGUGGUUCCAAAAUCGUCGUGCAAAAUGUCGGAAACACGAAAGUCAGAUGCAUAAAGGUUUGCUCGUGGGCGGUGGAGGCACGCCUCUGGAACCGUGUCGCGUGGCGCCCUACGUGUCGGUGCCACGGCUGGCAAGUACCGCACCACGCGCUCCUCCACCACCGCCGCUACCACUCGCGCCCCAUCCACCAGCUACCGCAUUUGCACCUUUUGAUUCUGCUUUACUAUCUGCUGCAGCACAUCAGUAUGCAAGUGCAGCGGCGGCGGCUGCAGCAGCUCUGUGUCCCCCGUACGCGGGCUUAGCGGCGUUAGCAGCGCGAUGCCGUUCAUCCUCCAUCGCAGACUUACGGUUGAAGGCGCGAAGGCACGCGGCGGCGCUGGCGGCUGCAAGCGUCCCCUCACCGCCAGCCUCCGCCACUGCACCCUCACCUGUUUCUGCGCCCGCUGACACAUAG